Trichoplusia ni (cabbage looper) is the source of this 3741-nucleotide messenger RNA. RefSeq names its product hemicentin-2-like. The coding region runs from base 498 to 3335 and encodes 945 amino acids. The record is from RefSeq and is a predicted model, not a curated record. Gene Ontology annotation, molecular function: protein binding. NCBI's taxonomy places the organism in Eukaryota, Metazoa, Arthropoda, Insecta, Lepidoptera, Noctuidae. The transcript is spliced from 15 exons.
GGUCUGACUGAUAUGGACUCUUUGUCCUCACUGUAACUGUUAUAUCGCGCUGUAUAUUAUAAUUUACGCGGUCAUUGGUCAUUGCGGAUAACAAGUGCACACAAAGGCGAAUAAAGGGUUAGCGCAGCUCACGCCGGAAGCAACACAACUACUAAAAUAAAAUGUGUUUGUACAGUAAAUAAAUCCAGAUGAAGUGACCCAAUUGUUUUGACCUCCCCAAUUAAAAAGUGUAAGGUAAAUGAUGGUUCGGCUGGCAGGCAGGGCGGGCGUGACGUCAGGCGCGGGGCCGGGCGCUCCGGAAGCGUGCGGGCCCGCGUGCGCCGGCCGGUAGCGGAGUCCCGAGCUCCCUGGACCGGCGAUAGCGUUAUUGCGGCCGAGCGCGCCAAUUGAAACGCGUGUCCGUUGCGCCCAAUCGGGACGUGCCCUCUUCGACUAGUGGAAUUUCGGACUACGAUUUUAGUAAUGUGCAAUAAAUAUUAAAUAAUUUAAGUGUGAUAAUGAAUUGUUUUAGACAUUUUACGGUGCUCGUUUUAGUUUUAACAAAUAAUUUAUGUGCUCAAGAAAUUUACGAAAAAGUCGAAGCAGUAGUGGGCCACAGUGUGGAGCUGCCGUGUAACACCGCCGCUGAGAAAGCUGACGAUAAACUUAAUAUACUCGCUUGGUACCGGAAUGGCUCCGGUACGGCUUUUUACAGCAGUCGCGAUUUGCGCGACGGUAGCAAGAGCACGACGUCGUCUGGCGGCCGAUACCGGCUGGUGACGGGCGAGACAGAAGGCGAAGACAAGCUGCAGAUAGUCACCGUGCGACCGUCUGACGCGGGAGUGUACACGUGCCUCGCCGACUUCGCAGCCAGUCCUGCGCACAAGACUCACAUACAAGUUGUAGUCAUCGAACCGCCGUAUCACUUGUGGGUAGUCCACGAGAACGGCACACAAGUGGCGAAGGCGAGCGCCGGCGUGAACACCAGCCAGAACGUGGGGCCUUACUACGUGGGAGACACUGUGCAUUUAGCCUGCGUCGCGUAUGGAGGCAAACCGCUGGCAUCCCUGUCCUGGUUUACGGAGCAGCGUAUCCUGAAGAACACGCAGACGCCGCUCUCGGAGCACCGCGUGCGCAGCGACCUGAUCUACGGGCCGCUGCAGCGAGAGGACCACGGCCGAGUGUUCACCUGUUACGCCAAGAACAACGAGAAGACCUCACCGCUAUCGAUAGACAUCACUGUAGAUAUGUAUUUGCCACCUGACUUGGUGUCCCUACGCAGCGAGGGUCCCGAGUCGGACGGGAACAUAGGGCGCGUGCGAGCGGGGGAAGCGCUGUCGUUACAAUGCCGCGUGCUUGGCGCGCGCCCCCUGCCGCCCAUCGUGUGGCGGCUCGCCGACGCUCAGCUGAUCAACUUGGAGCAAAAAAUUACCAUGGAGCCAUCCCAAAGGUUAGUUGCAAGCGAAAUUCAGCUGACCAUUGACAGGAAAUACGAUGAGUCACAAAUAACGUGUUGUGCGCCGGCGCAUCAACGCAACAGCGAGCGAUUUGUUUGCGCACAGCCACUACCCCUCACAGUACUAUAUCCUCCAAUUUUGGAGAUCGUUGUGGAGACUGAUGCAGAAUUAAAUAACAACACUCUGGCUGUUGUCAAAGGGUCCAAUUUGUCUCUGGCGUGUAAUUAUCAAGCUAACCCGUCCAUCUAUGAGUUGUUUUGGUUUCAUGAGAACGACAUGGUACUUAAUGCUGGGCUAGACGGUCGAGACAAGAUCCAGCCCGUGCUGGAGUUGAAACAAGCGAGCGAGGAGGACGCCGGCGAGUACGCGUGCGUCGCGAACAACAACGAGGGUUCCACGUAUAGCGACCCCAUCGUCAUUGAUAUUACUUAUCCAGCUUUCUGCGAAGAGGAGGGUAUAGUUGAAUAUGGGCUGGGUCAGGACGAGUCUAUGAACAUAACAUGCAACGUUAAGGCUAACCCUAAGCCGAUGUCCUACCGAUGGCUGGUCGUCCACGAUGCGGUGAACAUCACUACCUUGAAGGACCAACCCCAAGACAUAGUGGAAACAACAGACGCAGUUCUCACUUACGAACGAAGAAAUGGAACUUCUUUUAGUACAAUAUUCUGUUGGGGACAAAACGAAGUACCUACAAAAGGGUUACUAAACACCCCGUGCACGUUCCUGGUUACUAACGAAACGAAGCCACGUCCGCCGACCAAUUGCGAGGCUAAGAAGAAUGAUAUGAACGAAAUAACUGUCACUUGUGAAAAAGGGCACAAUGGUGGAUUACCGCAGAAGUUCAAGUUCACUGUUCAACCAAUGGAUUCUGAAGAGGAGCUGGUAUCAAUAAUUAACUCUGAACCAAAAUUUAUGGUGGAAGAACCUAGUCAUGAUGAAUACAAAUUUGUGAUAUUAGCUUUUAACGAUAAAGGGGAGAGUCAGGUCGUUGAAAUUGACAAAGACAGCAUAGUGAGUGAGGAAGAACCUCCUGAGGUGACAGUGAGUAGUGUGAAGAACAUAACGACGCUAGCGUUAGCGCUGUGCGGCGGCGUGGCGCUGGUGGCGCUGGCGGCGUGCGGCCUCGUGCUGUGCACGUACGAGAGGACCGCGCGCCUGGACCUGCCGCGCGACAGGGCUGACCCGCCGCUCUGCGCGUAUAACACGGAGGAAUCAAACUGCGAAACGUAUCACGACAGCGAUGAGGGCAGCGAGUGUAACGUCAGACGAACCGGAUCGUUCCGGCGCGCUGUGUCACGUCAUCCUUCGAGAAACUUCGACGUGAGACGAACCAGUUCGUUCCACUCGGCGCGCUACAUGCAAGACAUGGCCGAACAGGAGAACAUCAAGUGUAGCGACAUGUCCCGCCACGCGAACAGCUGUAGGGUACACUCACUGCAAAAUAUUAACAGGAAGAGAGAAAUGGAUGCGUUGUGCGAUCAUUUGGUGUUGCAUCUCCCUCCAGAAACAAAUUACAAUGUUUCAAGACCGAUGAAUACGUUUUACACUAUGCCAAGAAAGAUGCGACAAAAGCUGGCAAAGGAGCUGAGCGACGAAACCUCUGAAAUAACACAAAAUUCAGAUGGGUUUUCGUUGCCACCUCCACCGGACGAAUUCGGUACUUACCGCGCGGGUACUAGAAUUAAAGAUAUACCAGUAAAGUCAACACCUACUUAUACUACAGUCAUAAGGAAGAACUCGACGGGAAGGGAUCCCACCAAGCAACAAUACAGUAGUGGCAUGUCUCCCAUGAACACGGUGGGCGUGCCCACGGUGAGCGGCGGCGUGUACUCGUACCCCGACGACGACCACACCGGACACCAGGUAACUACCAACCCCUUCGAUGAAGACUCCUCUUAGUACACUCACUCAUUGACCAUUAAUAUCAAACUUUUGUAAUUUUAAAGGACACGCUGAGUUCUACUGGUGUCUACCAAACUUAUUUCACCCCUAGAGAAUCUGGAUUGUAAAUAAUAGAAUAAUUUAUUUGAUCAAAUUAAAUGUUAGAUCUCAUGAAGCAUUUUGAUACGACUCAGUUGAUACAAGGUACAGAAAUAAAAAGGUGUUACUGUUCUUGAAUCAUUAUCGUUUAUUUACAAAAAUAGAAACCAUUCUCAUAGUGUCUUUUCGAUGCAUAAUCCCAUUUAUUUUUACAAUUAUGCACAUGAUUCUACCUUUUUUGUACAUUAGACAUAAUUUUAUAAAAAGAAAAUGAUGUCACUGCCAUUUCAAAUUUUAUGUUUGCAGGCAAUAGUUUUAAUAUAUU